Molecule: messenger RNA, 2068 nt
Organism: Trichoplusia ni (cabbage looper)
Lineage: Eukaryota; Metazoa; Arthropoda; Insecta; Lepidoptera; Noctuidae
Gene: Nanoso
Exons: 7
Coding region: 255-1124 (289 amino acids)
Biological process (GO): negative regulation of translation; oogenesis
Cellular component (GO): perinuclear region of cytoplasm
Molecular function (GO): zinc ion binding; mRNA binding
Source: RefSeq, a predicted model, not a curated record
UACAUAAAAAAUCGAUAACUGCAAUUCUAAGAAAUCCAUAUAGACGUAUUAUACCUACAUUUACGAAGAGCCAAAGCUUUGUUUACAAUAUCGCAUUACUGAUUACAUUGUAACACCUUUGCCUAUUGCCGCCAUUUUUCUAAGCGCACGGCACGCGUCCAAUGACGAUCCCGCAUUCCCGCUCCUGUCGCCUCGGGUGGAAGACGCACAAUUAAAUUUCUAAAUUCAAAAUUACGCAAAAUAAAUUUGGAACAAUGAGCAACGGACUCAAUUAUUACAGUGAUUAUGGCAGCGGCAGCUCAAACUCGCCCACUCGGGAGCCGUGGUCCUCGCAGCAGUCGCCGGAGGGUGGCAGUAGGAAGUCGGCUAGCUAUCAUGAUUUGGUGACGGGGAAGUGCACACUGGAGGACAUUAUCAAGGAGUUCCAAAUGAAUGGUAUCGACAGCCCUUACAAUCCUGAUGAAGAUACCAAGCACCAUGCAGUGGGUCUGUCCGGCCUGGGCCCUGGCGCGCAGUACGUGCGCCAGCAGUCGUGCCCGGAGCGCGCGCGCAGCCCCGCGCCGCGCCCGCCGCGCCCGCGCUCGCUGUGGGUGCCCGACGACGCGCGCACUGACUACAUGCAGGACUUCAACAACAUGCAAACAUUGACCACUCCUGUUGAUGACGUGCCAGUACCAUCUGUGAGCCAGCCGCUGUUGACUGAGGAUCACCUUCGCGUGCUGAACUCGCUGCCGACAAACGUAGUGUUCCUACUGCUGCGGGAAAUGGAGAAAAACCAGGAAGAUUUACUUAAACGCUCGAGGAAAGAGCCAGUUGAGUGCCGCUUCUGCAAGAACAACGGCGAGCGCGAGUCGUACUACCGCUCGCACCCGCUGAAGGCGGCGGGCGGGCGCGUGGCGUGCCCCGUGCUGCGCGCCUUCGUGUGCCGCCGCUGCGGCGCGCGCGGGGACCACGCGCACACCAUCAAGUACUGCCCGCUCAGCACGCACGACGAACGCAUAAAGUCCACCGCUAUGAUGCGCAGCGUUCGCAUGGCAUCAGGUCGCCGCCGCCCGAACUCUUACGCGCUCUCGUCACAACUCGACCCGCUCUGGGCUGCACUCGAACAAAAACUAAUGCUGUAAGUAAGUAAUUUAUUUCACUUCGACGGUUCAAUAACAAUAAUAAAUUAAAUUUUAUUUCCAAACUGUUAUUGAAUCAUCACAUUUUGUAUUAGUUAGUUGAUUAUCGAAUAGAUGGCGUUGUUAUCAAUGAAAGCGGGUGUUAGAAAUUAUAUUUUGUUUUUCGUUAUAAAAUCAUCAAGUAUUAUUAAUGUUGACUGUUACAUUUAAGUGUUUAAAAUAUGUUGACUGAAUAUGUUUGAAUCGUGUUUUUAAUACCAUAUUAAAGGAUUACUUGUGAGAAUCCAGAAUAAUGAGGAUGUUAGUAUUUUCUUAAUGGAGGAAGAGAAUAUUCUUAUAAAUGAUAAAUACCAAUAAUAUAGUUGGGACAAAUAUAGUAAUAAGUUACUGUAUCCAGUGCAGAUAAUUUGAUAACUAAUAAGUUUACAUUUAUAUACUUUUUCAAAUACUUUGAAAAGUUUCGUUACAUAGCUUAGACAAGCUACGAAAAUGUAUUGUGAUUGGCAGACAAACAGAUUCGUUUUAUUUGUUUUAAGUGGGACAUAAGUCGUUUAUACAUUUAUAUGAAUGUGAACUAAUCAAUACAUUUUCAGACUUUUAAUAUUUGAACUUCACAUAAAUUAGGUUUAGUUCUCGACAAUAUUAUUAUUAAAUCAAUGAUCAUUAUCUUAUACAUGCGGAUAUAUCGUGUAUGAAAUAUUCAACUCAUUUGAAAUCAAAUAUAAUACAUUUUCUUAAUCAAUGCUAAUGUAUUGAUAAUAAAAUGAUUGUAAUUAUGAAUUUGUAACACUAAACUGAUUUAAAACUGAGACCGUUAUGUCGAAUUUUUGUAAACCAGAAUCUGUCUAGAUUUCGGUCAAUAUGUUUCGUAUAAAUUACCACUUUAAAUAAGCAAUUAAAAGAAUAAUUUGCGGUCUUGUUUUGAGUAAAUUAAACGCUGCUCAAAA